UCCAGCAGAGGGCGCUCAACAUUUCAAAGAUGGACGAUAAAUCUAGGAAAACAAAUCAUUUUGUCAUUUGAUCUCAUAGGUCUAAAACGUUAAAUUAAAACAAUUUAUACGAGUGUUUUGCCAAAGUGAAAGUUGGAGUACGUUCUUCAAAGUUUAUUUGUUUGUGGUUCGAAUUUAUAUAAGUAUGUCUGAAGCACGGGAAGUAAAAUUGACUUUAUCCCAGUUAUUUAUGUGGUUGCAAGGCCGGCAGAGAUCUUUGGUUGAGGGUGAGGCAGUUUUUGAUGCUGGUCACAUAAUAUUUUGCAAACUAAAAAAGCAAGAUGCCCUGGAAGUGGUUGCAUUAUGUGUGCAAACAUCCAGCAUAAACACUCUGCCUCAUGAAAUAUCGAUAAAAAUUCCGUGUGAAGAAGAUUUAACAACAUGGAGCUGUAAGUGUUCAUGCAAGGCUGGUGAAUCAGGAUGCUGUAAACAUGUGGUGGCAACUUUAAUUUACAUAAAUCGGAAGAGCAAAUUAGAAUUCUGUAGCCCAACUGAACUGGAGCAAGCUUGGGGCGUUAAUAAGCCCCUGAUAAAAGAAACUUAUCAAGGGGAGAGACUGGUCGACUUUGUACGGAAGAAACAGUAUUCUCCAAAUAUCUCCAAUCUUGAUACCAGUAGAAAGAACUUUAAGCUUUUGAGUGAAUAUUGCAAAUCUAAUUCCCCACUGCAUCAAAUUAAAAAUAGCAAAAGGAAGGAUGACUUUUUCAGUUACGACAUAAUAAAAAACAAUUUAAUGUGCAGUCAAUCAAUAGUCAGGGGUAAAGAUGUUGAUUGCAAUAGUAACUUUUAUUAAGUAAGGUUGUAUUAAAUAUUGAAGAGGCCGAAGAAUUAUACUUUG
Diabrotica virgifera virgifera (western corn rootworm) is the source of this 877-nucleotide messenger RNA. RefSeq lists its product as uncharacterized. The coding region runs from base 185 to 832 and encodes 215 amino acids. Lineage: Eukaryota; Metazoa; Arthropoda; Insecta; Coleoptera; Chrysomelidae. Gene Ontology annotation, molecular function: zinc ion binding. The record is from RefSeq and is a predicted model, not a curated record. The transcript has 4 exons.